Lichtheimia ornata is the source of this 480-nucleotide messenger RNA. RefSeq lists its product as uncharacterized. Lineage: Eukaryota; Fungi; Mucoromycota; Mucoromycetes; Mucorales; Lichtheimiaceae. The coding region runs from base 1 to 480 and encodes 159 amino acids. Gene Ontology annotation, molecular function: SUMO conjugating enzyme activity. The transcript has 7 exons. Gene Ontology annotation, biological process: protein sumoylation. Gene Ontology annotation, cellular component: nucleus. The record is from RefSeq and is a predicted model, not a curated record.
AUGAGCUCAGGCAUCGCACGAAGUCGUUUACUUGAAGAACGCAAGCAAUGGCGUAAAGACCAUCCUCAUGGUUUCUGGGCACGACCUGGCAAGAAUGCCGACAACUCUCUCGACCUUAUGCAAUGGACAUGCGGCAUUCCUGGCAAAGACGGUACACCAUGGGCGAAUGGCGUUUACAAAAUCAGCAUGACCUUUCCUGAAGAAUAUCCAAGCAAGCCUCCCAAAUGCAAGUUUACCCCACCUCUCUUUCAUCCCAAUGUGUAUCCUUCUGGCACUGUUUGCUUAUCUAUAUUGAAUGAGGACGAAGGAUGGAAGCCUGCCAUCACGUUGAAACAGAUCCUUCUUGGUAUCCAAGAUUUGUUGAACGAUCCCAAUCCAGACUCCCCUGCUCAACAAGAAGCGUACAUUUUGUUCAGGAGGGACAAGGCUCUGUAUGAGAAAAAGGUUUUGGAACAAGCAGCCCGUAACCGCCCUUCAUGA